Messenger RNA from Leptosia nina, 3885 nucleotides. The record is from the annotation of a GenBank genome assembly. NCBI's taxonomy places the organism in Eukaryota, Metazoa, Arthropoda, Insecta, Lepidoptera, Pieridae.
AUGAUUCAAAAAGGUCUGAACGCGUGGACGGCGUCGGAGAAUGAUUUCGAUCAACAACUUAUCAUUGACUUGGGGAGCGUGAAGAAUGUCACACGCGUUGCUACGCAAGGUCGGGCCCACUCGCAGGAGUUUGUGCAAGAAUACCAUAUUAGUUAUGGGAGUAACGGCCUCGAUUACGCCCGUUACAAGGCGGCUGGGGGGGAAGUCAAGAUUCUUGGUAAAUUAACAAACAUUCACGGUGAAGGGACCUCAGCAUGGACCGCCAAAGACAGCUCUUACUUCCAAUACGUAACGGGCAACUUGCACAAACGCAAGGAAAUACGCGCUGUGGCCACGAGGGGACGGUUUGCAACCGACGAGUUUGUAUCAGAGUACAUGCUUCAGUACUCUGAUGAUGGAGAGAGCUGGCGGGUUGUGUCUGACCCUGAUGGAUAUGAAAAGAUGUUCGAAGGCAACCACGAUGGUAAUACCAUCGUUAAGAAUGAAUUCGAAGUGCCUAUAAUAGCUCAAUACAUAAGAAUUAAUCCCAUGAGGUGGCGAGACAAGAUUUCAAUGCGAGUGGAACUGUAUGGAUGCGACUACGUCGCUGAUACGCUGUACUUCAACGGCACGUCCCUGGUCAAAGUGGACUUACUCCGAGAUCCGAUAUCCGCAUCGCGCGAAACCGUGCGCUUCCGAUUCAAAACCAGCGCGGCGUCGGGCGCUCUGCUGUACUCCCGAGGCACCCAAGGAGACUUUAUCGCGCUGCAGCUGAGGGACAAUCGGCUGGUGCUCAAUAUAGACCUCGGUUCCGGAACACCUACAUCACUGUCGGUGGGAAGCUUACUAGACGACAACAUAUGGCACGACGUAGUUAUUUCACGGAACAGGCGAGAUCUCAUCUUCUCGGUGGAUCGAGUGGUCGUCCAGGGACGGAUUCGAGGCGAAUUCUCGAGGCUAAACUUGAACCGCGCGUUGUACAUUGGCGGCGUUCCGAAUUCCCAAGACGGCUUGAUGGUGAAGCAGAACUUCACUGGCUGUGUCGAAAAUAUGUAUUUGAACGCCACUAAUGUCAUCUACGAGCUGAAACAGGGUUACGAGACUGGAGAAGCUUUCAAGUAUCAGAAAGUGAACACUCUGUAUAGUUGUCCGGAACCGCCGCUGGUGCCCGUGACGUUCCUCAAGGCGGGCUCCUACGCGAAGCUGCGAGGUUACUCUGGGAGCAAUGCGCUUAAUAUUUCGUUAGAGUUCAGGACGUACGAGAUGCACGGUCUCCUCAUAUAUCACAAAUUUAAGACCGACGGAUACGUUAAGGUGUUCCUAGAAGAAGGUCAAAUUAAAGUGGAGCUAUUCACGGAAGGAUCGCCGAAGGUGAAACUGGACAAUUACGCCGAGGUCUUCAACGACGGCCGCUGGCACUCGUUGAUGCUCACUAUGGCGCCCGACACCUUGGUUUUAUCCCUGAACUAUCGGCCCGUAAAAACUACAAAGAAACUUAACUUCUUUACUGGAAGCAGUUAUUAUAUAGCCGGAGGUAAAUCGGGACCGCGUGGGUUUGUCGGGUGCAUGCGCCGAAUAGCGGUCGACGGCAACUACCGACUGCCGACUGACUGGAAGCCCGAGGAGUACUGCUGCCCCAAUGAAGUCGUCUUCGAUGCUUGCCAUAUGAUCGACAGAUGCAACCCCAAUCCGUGCGAGCACGGCGGGACGUGCACGCAGAGCGCGGACGAGUUUACGUGCGACUGCACCGGGACGGGCUACGCGGGUGCCGUUUGCCACACUUCCACUCACCCGCUGUCGUGCCAGGCGUACGCCAACGCGGCCGGUCUGUCGCGGUCGGCCGACAUCCAGGUGGACGUGGACGGAUCCGGCCCGCUCGCCGCUUUCCCGGUCACCUGUCAGUCGUACUCCGACGGACGGAUCAUCACGGCCGUGAACCACGCGGUAGCGAGCAGCAACAUCGUGGACGGCUACCAAGAGCCGGGCAGUUACAAGCAGGACAUCGAGUACGAUGCGUCGCGUGCGCAGCUCGAAGCGCUAUUGAAUCGCUCCCAUUCUUGUUCCCAACGUCUCGACUACAUGUGCAGGCAUUCCCGGCUCCUGAAUUCACCGAGUGAAGAAUCGAACUUCCAUCCCUUCGCAUGGUGGGUAUCCCGGAGCGGUCAACGAAUGGACUACUGGGCCGGUGCUCCUCCUGGGUCGCGGAUGUGCGCUUGUGGGGUUUUAGGAUCAUGCAAGGAUCCCAGCAAGUGGUGUAAUUGUGACGCAGAACAUCUCAUCAGUGAUAAAGACGAGUUUCAAAUGGACGGUGGCGAUAUAACCGAAAAAGAGUACUUGCCGGUGAAGCAAUUGCGCUUCGGUGACACUGGCAGCCAUCUCGAUGAGAAAGAGGGACGGUACACAUUGGGGCCACUGUUGUGCGAGGGAGAUGAUCUCUUCAACGACGAGAUAACCUUCCGAAUAUCCGACGCCGUAGUGAUGUUGCCGGCGUUCGACUUCGGCCACAGUGGGGAUAUUUAUUUUGAGUUCAAGACCACGAAAGAGAAUGCCGUGCUGUUACAUGCCAAAGGUCCUCAAGACUACAUUAAAUUGUCGAUUAUCGGCGGAGAUCAACUGCAAUUCCAGUUCCAAGUGGGCGACACGCCGUUAGGUGUCUCCGUUGAAACGAGUUCACGCCUCGCCGACGACCACUGGCAUUCGGUAUCCAUCGAACGAAACAGAAAAGAAGCCCGCGUCGUAGUGGACGGAGCCCUGAAGAACGAGAUCCGCACGGCGAAGGAACCGGUGCGAGCUUUGCAUCUCACGACUUCCCUCGUACUCGGCGCGUCCAUAGAACGCAAGGACGGUUUCGUCGGCUGCAUGAGAGCCUUGCUGCUCAGUGGAAAGCCGGUCGACUUACGAUCUUACGCUAAAAGAGGUCUCUACGGGAUUUCGGAGGGGUGCGUCGGCAAGUGUUCGUCGUCGCCGUGCCUGAACAACGGAACGUGCCUCGAAAGAUACGACACCUACUCUUGCGAUUGCCGCUGGACGGCGUUCAAGGGGCCCAUCUGCGCAGACGAAAUCGGAGUGAACUUGCGUCCCAACUCGAUGGUCAAAUACGACUUCCUCGGCUCUUGGCGUUCCACCAUAAACGAGAAAAUCCGCGUCGGCUUCACGACCACCAACCCCAAAGGGUUCUUGCUGGGAUUCUACUCCAAUAUCUCCGGGGAGUACCUCACGCUUAUGGUGUCCAAUUCAGGUUCACUUCGCGUCGUAUUUGACUUCGGUUUCGAGCGCCAAGAGAUAAUAUUCCAGGGUAAACACUUCGGGUUGGGCCAGUACCACGACGUGCGAUUGUCCAGGAAGAACAGCGGCGCUACGAUGGUGCUGCAGGUGGAUAACUACGAGACUCAGGAAUACCACUUCAACAUCCGCGAAAGCGCAGAUGCGCAGUUCAAUAAUAUCCAGUACAUGUACAUCGGGCGGAACGAGAGCAUGAACGAGGGAUUCGUGGGUUGCGUGAGUCGAGUCGAGUUCGACGACAUCUACCCGCUCAAACUGCUCUUCCAACAAGACCCGCCGGCCAACGUCCGCACUAUCGGGGGUAUUCUUCACGAGGACUUUUGCGGCGUCGAGCCAGUGACUCAUCCGCCGGAACCCACAGAGACUCGCCCCCCACCGUUCGUCGACGUCACAUCCGACGAUCUGCAUCGCACUGACGAGGCCAUACUCGCGACCGUUUUGGCGUUCAUCUUCUUGCUGCUCAUCGCGGUGGCGAUCGUCUUAGUGCGCGCUCUGUCCAGGCACAAGGGAGAAUAUCUCACUCAGGAGGAGCGCGGCGCGGAAGGUGCCGCCGACCCCGAUUCCGCCGCGCUGGCCGCCGCCACUGGACCCAGGGUCACUAAGCGACGCGAGUUCUUUAUCUAG